Messenger RNA from Somion occarium, 3055 nucleotides. Lineage: Eukaryota; Fungi; Basidiomycota; Agaricomycetes; Polyporales; Cerrenaceae. The record is from the annotation of a GenBank genome assembly.
AGAGCGACAGUAAGCGUCCAGACGUCCAUGCAUCGCAGCGGCGCAUAGUCUCGUCAUGAUGGUCAACGUUCUAUGCAAUGUGCGGAAUCUCAAACUCCGCCAUCUUCACCUGCGCAUAGCUCCAACUUCCGAAUUUCUUGUCAUACAUCGGGAAGGGACAACGUGGCGAGCAACUCAGCAUGAGAGGCUACGUCGGUGGUCGUGCAUGGAAGGACAACUUUGUGGAGUUUAAUGUCUUUCGCCUAUCCCGCUCAUUGAGCCAUGGUAUUUGGCUUGCAAUCACUCCCUCAUGGGAUCCUCAUUGCCUGCAUGGAAUUUGGAACAAACAGCGACCCUUGAGGCGUAUCGAAAAUGAAACUACAGGUGCUAUUGUCCCUCACCUAGAAAUGCUUGCAUCCACCUGGCUCGACCCGGAUUGUGUGGCUGCCGUGAGAAUUUCAUCUACCUUAUAUUUGGUGAAUGCUGGCUCUCAUCCUCCUCGUGUCUUCAUACUGAAUCCUUUUACAAUUGACUUGACUGCUUUGAAACUCAUUAUUGGCCAUGUUGAACACGUUGCGCAAAUGCAUGUCUCGGAUUGGAGAGAACGCUUCACAUUGGCCAACGGAACGUUCUUUCACCUUGCGUGGGGCCAAGAUGAAGAAAUGGCUGCCCAGAAACACACCAAAAAUAUCCUCGAUGUGGGCCUUCGAGAUAGACGUCAUGUCGCUGCCAUAAUCCGCCUGAUGAGAACGCCGGGACCUUUUGAAGGCGGAUCGGACUAUAUUUUCGAAAAGUACAUGAAAGUUGCAGUCUCGCUGUUAUACGAGAAUGGCGACAUCCAUUUCAUUGAAGGUACUGAUUGCCUGACAAAUGAUCGUCUAACUUCUCCUUUGCCGUUGUUGAUAGCAGGUGAGUAUCUUUCCCUUCAUGUUCCCCUUUUAUCCACGCAGGACUUCUUUAUAGGUGGAAGCUCUGACCUCUCAAAGAAGGUCCAAGCAUCUUUCGCCGCGGCGGCACGCAACACAUUGGUGAAACUCGUUCGUAACCACAAUGAAGCGGGACCUUCGGCACUGGCACUUCCGGAGGAGUUCAUUGUUUAUGGACUGCAUUGGUCAAACGCUAGGCUUCAUAUUCUGGCGCAUUUUGUGACGAACAUUGACAGCGAUGAUCCAGACAAAUGGAAAUUUUGCCAGGUUUUGGUUGCUCAGCACUGGAUAACUCUCGAGGAGGUUGAUCACCGUAACCCUAUUGGUAGUUUCAGACAUUACGCGGAGUUUGACAUGCUUCUGGAUCGCUGGAGAGUUGUAGUCUCCUUGUUUAUGAUUCGUGCACAUGUGCAGAGAUUGAAACAGUGCCUACAAACAGGCGAUACCGCAGGAUACCCUUCAUCGGAGAUGGGAUUUGUUCAAUCGUCCGAGGCAUAUUUAGGUUCAAGCUUGCCUAUUGAUAUUGGGAUUGCGUGGCGUCAACCAUUGCAUGAAUACGUGUGCGAGCUUCAUGGAUUCUGGCGCGGCUCACGAAUUUAUGUCCCCGCUGAAUGGAUACCAGCGGAACAUGAACAGCUCGAUCUUGACAUUGACGACUUCGAGGAGAAUGUACGACCCUUGAUGGUCUCCUUAGCAAAGUUGGCCUUGUCCCCGCUCCGUCCUCUUCUGGCUCCUAUGGACAAGGAGACUGUAGUCCAAAAUGAUCAACGAAUGGAUUACAAGGGUCCACGGUACACCCACUCUUUGCAAGUUCCGCGUUCAAUGUUCUUCUGGCGCAGACUAAACCUGGAUCUGAAAGCCAACACGCAACCUCAUUUAGUGCUCCUAUACGAUCUCCUCAUGAUGGCGACAACGUCCUGGGACGACAUCAACAUUUUUUUCGCCAAUACUUUUGCAAACUUUUCAACAUAUGCUGUUCGAUGGGACCCUUGUAUAUGCUACCCCUUCGAAGUACAAACAGACGAUUCUAUAUUCAUCAUGGACUUCGCGCUUGCGGUACAGACGAUUCCUCCGACCACACCGAGCAUGAUAAAGAGGGCAUAUUAUUUACCUUUGUCGAUCUCUUCUCCCGCGGUACUGAUCGGCUUGCGUUCAAACGACAUGGAGGGAAAAGGGCGUGUACUCUCAGAUUCGGACUUACGUGCCGUCAGAGGCAUUAUGCUUCCGCACCUCCGAAUGGUCGACUUGGGCUUCAACAACGACAAGGAAAAGGAUACGCGCGACGUCGGUUGGCCUUCCUGGGCAAUCCUCUUCUGUAUCAUAGUCAAACCAGGCUUUGUGCACAUUGUCGGCUCAACAUUAAGUUCUAUGGGCGACGAUCAUCAGGUUGAACUUCAUCUCGUGGAUAGUCUACCGAUUACUAUGUUUGCUCAUGAUAUCAGCGAUUUCGAAGAUCGCUUACGCCUUGCGACGGCCCUGUUCACGCUUCAAACGCAUGUUGUCCGCUUCGCCGAACAAUGGGCUAGUAUUUGCUGGCCCGACGAACUAUUGAUCGAGGAACAUGAAGCUAUCGUGGAUGUGGCAGAGCAAGACACGCCUUCACCUUCUGAAGACGCGCCUCCACAGCCGGAACAAGAAUGGGGCGUAACGCGGUCAAUUGAGGACGGGGACUCGAGAGACAGUGAGAACACUGAUAAGCCGCGAGGGGAGAACCUGAGCCAGGUGCGCGAGACAGUGGAGAUUUGGCUGAAGAAACUACGGCUUCAUCAGCCUCUCGAUAUUGCUACGACUGAGGUAUAGAGUAGCCUAAAGUUCUGGUUCCGGAAGCCAAAUUGCAACAUCACUUAAUGCUCCUGUACGAUCUUCUCACAAUGACAACAACGUUCCGAGACGACAUCAAAAUUUGUAUCGCCGAAGUAUUUGCCAACUUCCCAGGUUAUGCUGUCCCGCCGUACAGAAGGGACAAGCCUCUCAUGGACCUUUGUAAGAAUGUACGGUUGCAUAUUCAUAAUAUCCAGGACUGGGCUCUCAUCUUAUCGUUAUGUCGGGAAUGCACAAAGCGAAUCGAAUACAUGAAUUUGAUAGACCAAUUUAAAGGGACAAGCUCUCUAUUAUACCAAUCUGAACCUUUAUGCUAUUCAUUACAAUGG